AGUUUGACAUUUGACUACUGUCAAGUGUCAGUUUUGUCAUUCGUUUCAUUGUUGUUGCCUGAUGGCUAUUAUUUCCUUUUUACAUAUUUCGCAAUUUUAUUUACAGUGAUUAGUUCUGUGAUUGUAAAUUUGUGAUAUCAAGAUGAUUCAGCCGGACUACCCUUCAGCCUUGGGCUUGCUGGCUCAUUUAAACUCGGACGAACUAAAGGAAAUGUUAAAUGACGACACCAAAUUCGACAGUGUUUUAAAAGACGUUAAGCAGGUGAAAGAUUGGGAAACAGAACGAGAGAUGACUAUAGCAAGCAAUAGAUCCCUAGCCGAGUUUAAUUUAAGCAAAGAGCCAGAAUUGGAGGAGGCAAAGGCAGCGGUUUUGGAAAAAUCUGAAAUGGGAGAACAACUGUGCACCAGGAUCCAAGAGUUACUGGAAGAAUAUAAAACGAAAUCAGCUGGCAUAUCUCCGGACACAACUCAAGCACUCCUACAGACAGCAGCAGCAGAAUCUGAGGAACAAUCAGAAAACCUCGCACAAGACUUCCUAUCAGGGAAGAUACCAGUUGAAAAGUUCCUUGAAGACUUUGAACCAGCUCGCAAAAACAUGCACUUACGGAAAUUCAAAGCUGAGAAAAUGGCUGAGCUCCUCCGAUCUGGCAGCCAGAGCUCCUUCGGUAAUGGAUUUGCAAAGCCAUACCUACCCUACCCGAGCUACGGACAACAAGGACCUCCUAGUGUGCCAUACCCCAUGGGACCACUCAAUAUGCCCAUGCCAGGCAUGUACGGAAACCACUUUUAAAAUCAAUGUGUUCAUUGAAAUUUUCUAUAGAUUAUCAAUUUUUAAAUUGAAAAUAUAAAUAUGAAUCAAAUAUUGUUUUAUAGAGACUUGUUGUGCCAAUGUUGGCAUCAAUUUAAUAUGUGUAUGCCGUACUCAUUGUCAUUUAAUGGUUACUUAACCCAGUCCUUAGCAAUUGUUUUCGGAACAAAAUUGUUACUGAGUGAUAUGCUAACUAAUCAUUAAAUGCAUCAGAGUACCGCAGUUAGUCAUGUUAAAAUUAAAAUUCUAUUGAUUGAUUGAUAAAUAGUCAGUCACACCACAACUGUUCGAUUGACUGAUUGAUAACCUAUAAAUGUGUCACAGGGGGAUUUAUGUUUAUAGGGGAACAACAACAUAUUUUCAUUAAUAAUCUGAUUACAUUCUAAAGUUCUUUAUUGUCACAAUAUUUAAAUGUUCGGCCCAUUCUAUUCAAAAGAUGAGAACGAUUGAAAUGCUUUUAAUUUAACUUUAUGUUAUUAUUUUUUAAUUUUCUAUUCAAUAAAAAUGUAUUGUAUCAUUAUUUUAGGAUAUUAACAAUUAUUAUUAAAAAUAUUCAAUAUAAAUCAACAUUCAAGGAUUUGUUUAUUUUUAAUUAUCAAUGUGUACUUGUUGUUUAAUAAUAGAUCAGUUUCAAAUUACAUACAUACAAAAUGCAAAUUUUAGCCACUAAGAUUUUCUGAAUGUAAAAAAUCAUAUUGCACUUACAUAUUACUAAAUGAACGAUAAUUAAAUUGCACCAAUAGAUUACUUAUUGUAUAAAAAUCAAUGCAUAUAAUCAUCUACUUUUUGAUUGAUAGAUUGAUCAAUCGAAAAGUUGAUUGAUGAUUUAAAUAAAUAGUCAGAAUCAUAAAUGUUGUUAUAGUUAAAUGUAUUUAAAUCUGUUAUAACUGUCUGUACUUGAUGUUUGACACCCAGUUAGUUAAGAGAAAGUAAGAAAUUAAAUCUACAAGAAUAGUUUUCAUCAAAAUUUUAGAAUGAUUACUAAUGCAUGUGCCUAAGGAUCGUUUGAGCGGAAUCUCGGUACCAUUCAUUUAGAUAACUAUAGUGCUUAUCGUAAAUAGACAAACAAGUAAUUAAGAAUUUUUGUUUAAUGACAAUCCGUAAUUUGUUUUAGUUUUAAAUCUGUGUAUCUCGUGUUUAAACGUGUUUAAAUUUAAGUGACGUGUCAAUUCUAUUUGUGUAAAUAUUCGCUGUUAUAUUUCACUCUGAAUUUAUUAUCCCAGUUUUAUUAAAUAAUUGAUUGAUGUAGGUACAAUUAUUGUCAAUCAAGUGAUUGAUCAAUAUUAUAAUAGAACGACGUAACAGCAAAUUCGGCGCAAUAAGCUCAUUAAGUGGGGAUUUUAAAUAUUUAACCGACUAUAGAAAAGGGAGGUUCUUAGUUUUGGUUAAGUGUGAUAGUUGUUCAUUGAUUAUUUUAAAGAUAAACUGUCCGCUUGAUGUUGGUGCUUAGUAGAAGGAAAUGUGAUUAUAACAAUGAUAUGAAUUAUUCGUCUAUUAGUGAUACAUAGUUAAAUAAAUACAUGCAAUUUUGCUCGGCCAUA
This is a messenger RNA of Spodoptera frugiperda (fall armyworm), 2349 nucleotides long. RefSeq names its product vacuolar protein sorting-associated protein 37B (gene Vps37B). Gene Ontology annotation, biological process: protein targeting to vacuole; ubiquitin-dependent protein catabolic process via the multivesicular body sorting pathway; protein targeting to membrane. Gene Ontology annotation, cellular component: ESCRT I complex. The transcript is spliced from 3 exons. The record is from RefSeq and is a predicted model, not a curated record. Bases 143 to 790 code for a protein of 215 amino acids. NCBI's taxonomy places the organism in Eukaryota, Metazoa, Arthropoda, Insecta, Lepidoptera, Noctuidae.